Molecule: messenger RNA, 2490 nt
Organism: Aspergillus tanneri
Lineage: Eukaryota; Fungi; Ascomycota; Eurotiomycetes; Eurotiales; Aspergillaceae
Gene: TOP1
Product: DNA topoisomerase 1
Exons: 6
Coding region: 1-2490 (829 amino acids)
Biological process (GO): DNA topological change; DNA replication; chromosome segregation
Cellular component (GO): nucleolus; chromosome
Molecular function (GO): DNA binding; DNA topoisomerase type I (single strand cut, ATP-independent) activity
Source: RefSeq, a predicted model, not a curated record
AUGGGCGGUGCGGCGGAAACAAAUGGUCGUGUCGAUCCCGGCGUGUCCAUUCACUUUGGGCCCGUGCAGAAUGAUGAUGAUGUUGAGAUGCGGGAUGCAGAACCUCUUGUUAAGCGAAAGUCGCGGGCGAGUGUUGGCGGAAAGAAAUCAUAUGUGGAACAAGAAAGCAGCGAGGAGGAUCAGCCCUUGAGCAAGCGCCGUCGCACCUCCAUAAAACACGAAGAUCCCGAAACGGACGAUGACGUGCCUCUGGCACUCAAUGGAAGAAAACUACCCAAGGCGUCGGAGACUGCCAUCGGUGAAGAGUCCGACUCCGAUGUCCCCAUUGAAAGAAAAAUUGCUUCAGUAAAGAAACGGAUCCAGCAGAAAGACGAAAAGGCUUCCCAAAACAAUCGCAAACCGGAUACCUCAAAGGCCACCAAAGCAGCGGCUGCCCCCAAGAAGCAAGCCAAUGGCAUUAAGCGGGAGCCUGUUAGUCAGGAAAAGAAAGCCCCCGCGAACAAGGCAGCAAAGCCGAUCAAAACUGAGCCCAAAUCUGCCCAGUCCACUCCGGUCAAGAAAGGCACUGGGAAAGCCACCCCAGUGAAGAAGGAAGAAAGCGAAGAAGCAGAGGAAGCGGAGGACGAAUACAGAUGGUGGGAAGAUCCAACCAAGGGUGAUGGGACGAUCAAGUGGACCACCCUAGAACACAACGGCGUGGUUUUCCCUCCUCCCUAUGAGCCUCUUCCCAAAGAUGUCAAAAUGAAAUACGACGGGAUUCCGGUCACUCUUCAUCCUGACGCAGAAGAGGUGGCUGGCUUUUUUGGAAGCAUGCUCAAUUCGACUCACAAUGUUGAAAAUCCCACGUUUCAAAAGAACUUUUUCACAGACUUCAGGGAUAUUCUCCAGAAAACCGGUGGUGCCAAGGACCCCAAGGGCAAUAAGACGGACAUCAAGGAAUUCUCAAAAUGUGAUUUCCAGCCAAUCUUUGCUUACUAUGAUACAAAACGCGCAGAAAAGAAGGCCUUGCCCCCAGCUGAGAAGAAAAGGUUGAAGGCCGAGAAAGAUGCUGAAGAGGCGCCCUAUAUGUACUGCAUGUGGGAUGGUCGCAAGCAGAAAGUCGGCAACUUCCGCGUUGAGCCGCCCUCCCUUUUCCGUGGUCGUGGUGAACACCCUAAGACAGGCCGCGUUAAGACUAGGGUUCAACCAGAGCAGAUCACUAUCAACAUUGGGAAGGGUGCCCGUGUCCCUCCACCACCUGAGGGCCAUAAAUGGAAAGAAAUCAAGAAUGAUCAAGAAGGCACAUGGCUCGCUAUGUGGCAAGAGAACAUCAAUGGAAAUUACAAAUAUGUAAUGCUUGCAGCAAACUCAGACGUCAAAGGCCAGAGUGAUUUCAAGAAAUUUGAAAAGGCCCGCGAGUUGAAGCAUCACAUCGACCGCAUCCGAAAAGAUUACAGGAAAAAUCUCAAGCACGAAUUGAUGGUAGAGCGACAGAAGGCAACAGCAGUCUACCUCAUUGAUCAAUUUGCACUUCGUGCUGGUAAUGAAAAGGGUGAGGAUGAGGCUGAAACUGACAGCAUCCGAUUCUAUGAUGAGGUCGAGGUUGAUGCACAAGUCUUCAAAAAUUUGAAAAUCUUCAAAAAGGCUCCCAAGAAGGAAGGUGAUGAGAUUUUUGAUCGAUUGACGACUUCCGCCCUCAACAAGCACCUUUCAGGGUAUAUGCAAGGCCUGACUGCGAAAGUGUUCCGUACCUAUAACGCCUCUCAUACGAUGUCUACUUUACUUAAGGAUAUGAAGGCAACUGGUACCAAUACCGAGAAGGUUAAGGCAUACAAUGAUGCCAAUCGAAGAGUAGCCAUCCUUUGCAACCACAAGCGGACUGUCGCUGCAUCGCAUGCUGGACAGAUGGAGAAGAUGAGCGAGAGGAUCAAGGGUCUUCGUUAUCAAAAAUGGCGCCUUAAGCAGCAGAUACUUGACUUGGAGCCCAAUCUCAAGAAGAAGAAAGGCGCCAAAUACUUCGAACUGGAUGAGGACAUUGACCAGGAAUGGAUCAAAGAACACCAAGCUUUUCUGGUCGAAGAACAGCGGCAGAAAAUUACCAAAAAGUUUGAGAAAGAUAACGAGAAACUCCUUGCAGAAGGAGAGAAAGAAAUGAAGGCCAGCGAACUUGAGAGUCGCCUAGAGGUAGUCAAAGAGAUGGAAAAGAAGUAUAAAAAAGAGAACAAAACAGGCAAAGUAGAGGCUGAGGGCAAGAGCCCCAGUGUUGACAAGCUCGAGAACGCCAUCGGAAAACUGGACCAGCGCAUUGAAAACAUGGAGCUCCAAGCCCAGGACAAAGAAGAUAAUAAGGAAGUCGCUCUUGGAACAUCCAAAAUCAAUUACAUUGAUCCCCGUCUCACGGUCGUGUUCAGCAAGAAGUUCAGCGUUCCCAUGGAGAAGUUUUUCUCGAAGUCCCUGCGCGAGAAGUUCGAAUGGGCUAUCAAGUCCGUUGACGAGGACUGGGAAUUUUAG